Molecule: messenger RNA, 1544 nt
Organism: Rotaria sordida
Lineage: Eukaryota; Metazoa; Rotifera; Eurotatoria; Philodinida; Philodinidae
Source: the annotation of a GenBank genome assembly
AUGGGUGCUAAAGAAGGGAAAAUUCUUGGACCUACUCUAGGCUAUUCUCAAGAGCCACUUCUUCCACUAAUUAAUGCAUGUGAACCAUUAUCUUCCAUUAUUCCUGAUAUAUCGAAACAUGCAUCGAGUGCUUUGGAAUCUACUCCAUCUAACCCAGCAGAUGGUUUGACUCGCGAUGAAUCAGCUGCGAUUCGUCUCUUCACUAUGAAGUGGGCUGAUGAAAACAAAAGUCUUCAUACUAUUCUCAAUGACACUUUGAAGACAGCUGAUCGUGAAAAUCUAAAACCAUGGCAUAAAUAUCUUAAACUGUUUCUCACUGCUCUGGCUAAGAUACCAUGUCUACCGUCAGAUACUAUCUGGCAUGGAGUGCGAGGAAAUAUUAGUGGGGAAUACCCAUCGAACAAGUCAGUAAUAUGGUGGUCAUUUGUAUCAUGCACAAACGAUAUCACUGUAUUAUCGAAUCCUGCCUAUUUAGGCGAUACAGGGGAAAGAACCCUCUUUUCUAUUGAAGUCAUUAAUGCUCGAAGUAUAAGUGCUCAUUCAUAUCCUGGUACCGACCUUGAAAUUCUUCUGUUACCGGGAACAUACGUGGUAGUAAAAUCGAUCUUUAGUCCGUCCCUUGGUCUUAAUAUCCAUCAUUUGGUACAGGAGAAACCGAAAGAAGUGCUGCUUGAGCCACCAUUUGAAGAUGCAUGUCUUUAUCCAAAACAUGGUCUCAAUGUUAAAUUAUCAAAUUGUUCGUCUCCAUGUUCAUGUCAUGUACAAACAAAUAAAACAGACAAUUUAGUCCCUGCAGAAUUUUUUCCAAAUACUACAAAAGGUUCUGUUCAUAUUAAAAAUUUACAACCAUAUACAUUGUACUUAUUUGAUAUUAAUUGUUCGGAAGUAAUGGCUACUAAAACUUAUGCUACACGUACAGAUGUUUAUCGACCAUCAUCACCUCUGAAUAUUGAGCUUACACUGAAUGGUCAACGUCUUCGAUUAAAAUGGAAACCUCCAGCUUUUCCUCAAGGUCCGAUCGAUGAAUAUCAAGUGAUUGUUGAUGGAGUCCAAGUAAAACCUCCUAUGAAAAAUACUGAAUUAUCUUAUGAAAUGAACAAAGAUUAUGUAGCCGGUAUAACUCAUACAAUAAGUGUAAAAGCUUGUAAUAUAGAUACUCAAAAUCGAACAUUAUGUUCCGAUCCUAAAGAUACUGAAAUUUCGUAUUUUCGCAAUAAGACUAGUACUAGUUCCAAUAUUGCACCAAUGGAAUCAAUAUCAAUUAAACAAAUUUCAUUUAUGAUUAUUUUGUUGAUGAAAAUUUUAGUAAUUAUAUAAUAAAUAAAUUCAAUCAUUACAUUUGAUUAAAAGUUUCUUUUUUUAAAAUGUUGUCUUCACUAAAAAUUAAAUUUCUCGAUCGAUUUCUAUUUACGGUGUAAAGCACUAUAUAACAGUCCUUCCUAAGUUUUCUCUCGCGAUAAUGAAAAUACGUUUCAGCAGCAACAAUGAUUUGAUCGAAGGGUGUGGGUGUGGAUGUUAAUCCUCUGUGGACCCACACCCCACAC